Molecule: messenger RNA, 660 nt
Organism: Rangifer tarandus platyrhynchus (Svalbard reindeer)
Lineage: Eukaryota; Metazoa; Chordata; Mammalia; Artiodactyla; Cervidae
Source: the annotation of a GenBank genome assembly
AUGCGUCUGGGGUGGUUACGCGUCCUGGGCUGCAGACCGGGCUCGGUGGUGUCCCGGGCGACCAUCGUUGAGGGUGCGUCAACUACAGCGGCGGGAUCCCGAGGGUGCCUGGAAAGAAUCCUCGAGUGGACGUUUGGCGGGGUCCGAGGUUUCAGAAGCGCUGCUGUAGCCAUGGCCCCAAUCAAGGUGGGAGAUGCCAUUCCGUCAGUGGAGGUAUUUGAAAAGGAGCCUGGGAACAAGGUGAACCUGGCAGAGCUGUUCAAAGGCAAGAAGGGAGUGCUGUUUGGCCUCCCUGGUGCCUUUACCCCUGGUUGUUCCAAGACCCACCUGCCAGGGUUCGUGGAGCAGGCUGACGCUCUGAAGGCCAAGGGGGUCCAGGUGCUGGCAUGUCUGACGGUUAAUGAUGUCUUUGUGACUCAAGAGUGGGCACACGCCCACAACGCAGAGGGCAAGGUUCGGCUCCUGGCAGACCCCAAUGGGACCUUUGGGAAGGAGACAGAUCUGUUACUUGAUGAAUCACUGGUGUAUCUCUUUGGGAAUCAACGACUGAAGAGGUUCUCCAUGGUGAUAGAGGAUGGCAUCGUCAAAUCCCUGAACGUGGAGCCAGAUGGCACAGGCCUCACCUGCAGCCUGGCCCCCAACAUCCUCCCACAGCUCUGA